Equus caballus (horse) is the source of this 5374-nucleotide messenger RNA. The record is from RefSeq and is a predicted model, not a curated record. Lineage: Eukaryota; Metazoa; Chordata; Mammalia; Perissodactyla; Equidae.
UCGUGUGUUGAGUCGGGCCCGGGAGCCGCCGCCGGGGCUGGGCGCAGGCAGUGCUGCUGCCGGAGCGGCCGACGGCGGGGAGGGCCGUGCGUGGGCCUCUGGCUCGUCCCCGGCCAGGCUCCCCGCCGCCGGCGCGCCCACCUCGCCCCUCCUGGCGCCCUGCGCUGCGGAGCCCCGGCCGGCGCUCCGGGAGGAGAGGCUCCCGGCCCUACGACGAGGGUCCCGGCGUCGCGCUGGGCUCGGCCGCCACGGGUCCGGGUCUGCAGACGGGGUCCCCUGCCGGUCCCAGCUCUGCGCCGGCCGCUGUGCUUCUGCGCCCGGGUUUCUCCCGGUCGUGGCCUCGUCCCUGUCCUCCAGGGCCUGCUGCCCGCCCUGCUCUUUCUGCGCUUGCCUGCUCCCUCUGACUUGGUUGUGGGAAGACCGGGACGGGCAGUUGGCCAUGUUGGUGCCCGUCGGUCUCCCCCCGUGCGGUCGCAGCCUUGGAGCAGGCGGGAGGCAUUCACGUGGCUUCAGCGCCGGACAGAGCAAAGAGCCGGGGUCCUGGGGCACGGGAGCCUAGGGCCUGCUUCGGGCAGGCUUCUGCCGUCCCCCCAGGCGUGUGUGACUGAAGGAGAAUGGGAGCCCCUGGCGCCAUGUGUUUCUCUCGUGUUGUACUGUGUUUAGGAGGCAGACCGCAGUCAUGGAUAUAGAUGCUGAAAGAGAGAAAAUAACGAAGGAGAUCAAGGAGCUGGAAAGGAUUUUGGAUCCCAGCUCCUCGAGUAUCAACGUGGAGGUCUCAGAAUCCAGUCUGGAUUCAGACUCCGACGCAGAUUCACUGCCCGAUGAGGACUCGGACACUGCUGGUCCCCUGAUCUCGGAAGAAGACAGGGCAGGUGAGGCCAGCAACGAUGAGGACGACCCCAAGGAGAAAGCCCUCCCAGAAGACCCAGAGACGUGUCUGCAGCUGAACAUGGUCUACCAGGAGGUUAUCCAAGAGAAGCUGGCGGAGGUCAGCCUGCUGCUGGCCCAGAACCGGGAGCAGCAGGAAGAAGUCAUGUGGGACCUGGCAGGGUCCAAAGGCCCCAAGGUGAAGGAUGGCAAGAGCCUGCCCCCAAAUCUGUACAUAGGGCACUUCAUGAAGCCCUACUUCAAGGACAGGGUCACUGGAGUGGGGCCUCCUGCCAAUGAAGACACGCGGGAGAAGGCUGCGCAGGGCAUCAAGGCUUUCGAGGAGCUCCUGGUGACCAAAUGGAAAAGCUGGGAGAAGACCUUGCUGCGGAAGUCAGUGGUGAGCGACCGCCUGCAGCGCUUGCUUCAGCCCAAGUUACUGAAGCUUGAGUACCUGCAGCAGAAGCAGAGCAGGGUCACGAGUGAGGCCGAGAGGCAGGUCCUGGAGACGCAGAGCAGGGAGGCGGAGAGCGAGGUCCAGGCUAUCAACCAGCUCCCAGAGGAGGCCUUGCUGGGGAGCAGGCUGGACAGCCACGACUGGGAGAAGAUUUCCAACGUUAAUUUUGAAGGAGGCCGCAGUGCGGAGGAGAUCCGCAAGUUCUGGCAGAACUCUGAGCACCCGAGCAUCAACAAGCAGGAAUGGAGUGGACAGGAAGUCGACCAGCUGAAGGCCAUCGCUGCCAAGCAUGGCCACCUGGAGUGGCAGAAGAUCGCCGAGGAGCUGGGGACCAGCCGCAGCGCCUUCCAGUGCCUGCAGAAGUACCAGCAGCACAACAAGGCCCUGAAGCGCAAGGAGUGGACGGAGCAGGAGGACCGCAUGCUCACCCAGCUCGUCCAGGAGAUGCGCGUCGGCAGCCACAUCCCCUACCGGAGAAUUGUCUACUACAUGGAGGGGAGAGACUCCAUGCAGCUCAUCUAUCGGUGGACCAAGAGCUUGGAUCCCAGCCUGAAAAAGGGGUUCUGGGCCCCAGAGGAAGAUGCGAAGUUGCUUCAAGCAGUUGCCAAAUACGGGGAGCAGGAUUGGUUUAAAAUUCGGGAAGAGGUGCCAGGUAGGAGCGAUGCCCAGUGCCGAGAUCGAUAUCUCCGAAGGCUGCAUUUCAGCUUGAAGAAGGGGCGAUGGAAUUCAAAGGAAGAGGAAAAGUUAAUGGAAUUAAUAGAAAAGUACGGUGUGGGUCACUGGGCAAAAAUAGCUUCUGAACUACCCCAUCGGUCAGGCUCCCAGUGUCUAAGCAAGUGGAAAGUCAUGGUCAGGAAGAAGCAGAGUCGGGGGAGGAGGCGGCGGCGGCCCCCUCGCAGCGUGCGGUGGAGUUCCAGCAGCGAGGACAGCAGCAGUGGGGACAGGAGCAGGCGGGGCAGCAGCAGCAGCAGCAGCAGCAGCAGCAGCAGCGAAAGCAGCGAGGACUCAGAGCCAGGGCCAGAGGAAGCCCAGGAGGGUGGCCAGGCACUGCCCUCGGCACAGCACGCUGUGCCGGACAUGGACUUGUGGGUUCCUGCCAGGCAGAGCACCAGCGAGCUGUGGGGAAGGGGGGCAGGGGGCUGGCCAGGAUGCUCCGCUGCUUCCCCCAGCCCUCCCAAGGGCUCCAGCGCUGCCCAGGGUGGUCACCGGGAAGCUUGCACCACAGAGGAGGCGGGCCAGGCGCAGGCCCCCACCAGGGCGCAUAGCACCAGCCUGACAGGCAGCGAGUACACCCGCUCAGUGGACACUCACCCCGAGAGCUCAGAGGGGCCGGCAGACGAGAGUGGGAAGCGUCUGCUGAAGGUGCCCUUGGAGACUGUGCUGCAGGUGCUGAAGACCAACACGGCCACCCGGUGCCGGACCCUGAAGGAGAAGCUGAGGCAGCCGCACCUGCUGUGCUCACCCCUGGGGGAAUGCCCCAGUGGCAGUGGCGUGUCCGGGCCCCGUGUGCGGCAGCUGUGGCACGGUUCUGCCAGGAGCAGGCAGCGGCGCCGAGGACCCACCCUGCAGAGGAGACUUCUUGAGCGCCAGCUUCUGAUGGCUGUGAGCUCGUGGGUGGGCGACGUUGUCUUGCCUUGCACUUCCCGGAGGCCCACCGUGGUGCAAACUCAAGCCGACCGCAUCAGGAAGCAGCUGCAGGAGGCCCACCUGGCGAGCACCCCAGCGUUCACCCUCUUUCUUCAGCUGUUCCAGAUUGACACUGCCGGAUGCAUGGAGGUCGUUCGAGAGAGGAAGGCUCAGCCACCCACCCUGCUCCAGGCUGGCACUCGGGACCCGCUGACGCGGCCUUUGCAGGUGCUCUCAAGCGCCCGGAACACCCCAGGCUGCCUCUUCCAGAAAGCACCAGUUCGAGAAGUUGCCAAGAAGAGCACCAUCCACAGAGAGAGAGAGGGGCUGCAGGCCCCCCGCAACGAGUCCACACCACAGGCACCCCCACCAGCACCCUGCGGCCCCCGGCCCAAGCCCAAGACGGUGUCCGAGCUGCUUCGGGAGAAGCGGCUGCGGGAGGCCCGAGCCAGGACAGCCGCCAAGGGCCCUGUGGUCGUCCCGCCCCCGCUGCUGGGCUCUUCGCCUGUGACCCUCCAGCUCCGUCUACCACUGGUCCCCCAAGGCCCCCCAGCCUCAGGUCCAGCCGUCUCAAAUGCAGCUCUCUGUGGGCCUGGGGCCCCUGCAACAGCCAGUGCAAGUACUCCAGGCUCCUGGGCCUCAGCCAAGGACGAGAGACCCUACACCCUGCAGGCCUUGGCCCUGGCUGUGAAGGCCCCAGCUGCCCCUGUUGCUUCCAGGGCCCCAGUUCUGGGCCCUGGCCAGGUCCCUGGGGGCUGCCCUCUGAGCAGUUUCGGACAGUCUCAGGCACCUGCCACGUCCCGGAAGCAGGGCCUGCCCGAGGCACCACCCUUUCUCCCUGCAGCUCCCAGCCCUACUCAGCUGCCCAUCCAGCCCCUCAGCCUGAUGCCAGCUCUGGGCACGUGCAGGACUGGGCCACACGUGGCAGUCAGCAGCCCUCUGCCCGUCACCUGGGUGAUCACAGCCCAAGGCCUCCUCCCUGUGCCUAUGCCAGCGGUAGUGGGCCUUCCCCAGCCAAGAGGGACCCCUGACCCCAAAGGGCUGUCAGUGACUCUGCCACCCUCCGUGACUGAGACUCAGGCGGGCCAGGGCCCCAGGCUCCCUGGGUUGAGCCACCCUUGGCAGCCCCCAGCCAACAGGGACACAGAGUCAGACCCUCCAUCCAAGUUAGACUUCUCCACCUUUCCCACAUCGCCCCGAUCCCAAAGCCCUGCAGAAGUGGACAGCAACGUGGCCCAUGCUCCUGGGGGCCUCUCCUCCCCUGAAGAGGCCCAAGUGGCCGGAGAGACAACUGCACCCAGGACAUCCUCCCAGGCCACACUCCGGGCUGACCACCCUGAAGCAGAGCCUCCCCAAUCCAGCCAGCUGCCUUCACAAGGUGGCACUGGCCCAGGGGGGACACCAGGGCCUCCCUCAGAACCAGGGGAGCCCCGGGGGCCUCUGGGCCUGGAGAGGCUGCCCGCAUCCCAGCCUGGGCCUGAGAAGGGCGCCCUGGGCCUGGAGAGGCUGCCCGCAUCCCAGCCUGGGCCUGAGAAGGGCGCCCUGGGCCUGGAGAGGCUGCCCGCAUCCCAGCCUGGGCCUGAGAAGGGUGCCUUGGGCCUGAGUCUCCUCUCUCAGGAGAGUGAGGCAGCCGUGCGCGAGUGGCUGCGGGGGCAGCGAGGGGUGUGUGUGCCCGCCCUGGGGAGAAGGCUGGCCUAUCAGCCCCCAACCCUGUGCAGCCUGCGGACACUGUCUGGCCUCCUGCUCCAGAAGAAGGCCUUGGAACGCAGAGCCGCCUCCCUUGUUCCUGGUGGGGUGGCCGGAGCCCUGCAUGCCUCGCGGGGGCUGGUGCACAGGCGGCUCCAGGACAGCCCGGCCUACCUGCUGCUGAAGGCGCGCUUCUUGGCGGCCUUCACCCUCCCCGCACUGUUGGCCACCCUACCCCCCGAUGGCGUCCCCACCACCCUGUCGACCACCACGAGGGCCGACUCUGAGAGUGAGAAUGACAGCCUAGGGGAGCUGGAGCUCGCUGAUGGUGGCAGGCAGCUGGGCUCCUCAGUCAGCAGUCCCCAGGCCGAACCAGCGGCCACAGCCUCUGUUGAGGGAACUGCAGACUCUGACAAGGGCUGUGCCCCCUGCUGCCUGGAUAGUCUUGACGACCUCGAUGUGCUCAGAACCCGGCAUGCCCGGCACGCCCGGAAGCGGAGGAGGCUGGUGUGAGCAGCAGGGACUGCCCGGAGCCCAGACACCCAUGGCUCCUGCUGACAGGAAGUGGGACCCACGCCGGGCCCUGGCAAACCUGCCAGCGACCCCUCAGGAGGAAGCAGCGGGAAGUCGGGGGAGGCUCUGCCAUGUGUGACCGCGGCAUCACAGGGGCUCGCUGGUGCCCAAGUGCAGACCGAAAUACCUGAAGAAAUAAAGUAAACGUCCUGUUUUUUAAUUAAA